CCGAAAGCAGCAAGAGACCAAGCAGCAGCACUACCAUGAACUCAUCAUCGGCACGCAUUCAAUUCAAGGCGCUGAAGGGAUUUCCGGGCAAUGCCGCCGAUAAGAUCGAAACUCGAGCGUUUCUCGACGCCGCCCUAGAGAUAGUGACAGUUAUAGAGAGCUUUGGCAAGUUAUUUACGCCCGUGAUUAACGACAUGAAUGGAAAUAUAAAUAAAUUAAGCAAAGUUUACGGCGAGAAUGUGCUGAAACAUCAUUAUCUGGAGGAUAUGAUCUUACUCAAUAUGAAGGCCGAGAACGUGGCACCCAAUGCACUGCUUUGGCUGAAGCGCGGCCUGCUGUUGAUCUGCAUUUUCUUUGAGAACAUUUACAACGAUGCCCAGCGACAGGAGCCGCUCAAGCUGCAUCUGCAGAAUGCCUACGAGCGCACACUGAAGCCCUAUCAUGGCUUCAUAGUGCAGAGCACGAUUAAGAUCAUUUACGCCUGGGUGCCCACACGCAGUCAGCUGAUUGGACAGGGUGAGGAUCAGGAGGAGAAUCUUGUUGUGUUGGCCGAUUACUUGCCCACCAUGCGGGCACAAAUGGACAAGAUCGAUGCCCUGCUCAAGGCACACAAUCUAGACGAGGUUCCGCGCUAAAUGGAUGGCUUCAUGGCUUAAUGGAAAUAUCAGUCAAUAGUCAAUAGUUGCAUCCUAGCUUGUAGCUUACUUUUAUUUUAUUUCGUAUUGGAGGGAGGCCUCAAUAAACCUCAGAAGCUUA
Drosophila guanche is the source of this 756-nucleotide messenger RNA. RefSeq names its product pleckstrin homology domain-containing family A member 8. Gene Ontology annotation, biological process: ceramide transport; intermembrane lipid transfer. Gene Ontology annotation, cellular component: cytosol; membrane; cytoplasm. Bases 36 to 635 code for a protein of 199 amino acids. The transcript has 4 exons. The record is from RefSeq and is a predicted model, not a curated record. Lineage: Eukaryota; Metazoa; Arthropoda; Insecta; Diptera; Drosophilidae. Gene Ontology annotation, molecular function: ceramide 1-phosphate transfer activity; ceramide 1-phosphate binding.